Cyprinodon variegatus (sheepshead minnow) is the source of this 5127-nucleotide messenger RNA. RefSeq names its product kinesin-like protein KIF26A. The transcript has 12 exons. Lineage: Eukaryota; Metazoa; Chordata; Actinopteri; Cyprinodontiformes; Cyprinodontidae. Gene Ontology annotation, molecular function: microtubule motor activity; ATP binding; microtubule binding. The record is from RefSeq and is a predicted model, not a curated record. Gene Ontology annotation, biological process: microtubule-based movement.
CGGGUGAUGGUGCGAAUCUGCUCGUCCGACAGCUGCGAGUCCUCCGAGUCCAUGUCCUUCCUGAAGGUGGACGGCAGGAAAAAGCAGCUCACUUUGAUCGAAACCUCCAACGGCGGGAACUCAGCGUCCUGUCAGAGACGAUCCUCUGCCUCGGCACCAAAGACCUUCACCUUUGACGCCGUCUUUACCCAGGAUGCCUCACAGGCUGAGGUGUGUUCGGGGACGGUGGCUGAGGUCAUCCAGUCGGUGGUGAAUGGAGCCGAUGGCUGCAUCUUCUGCUACGGACACGCCAACCUGGGGAAGACGUACACCAUGAUUGGACGGGACUGCUCCACACAGAGUCUGGGCGUGGCCCCCACAGCCAUCUCCUGGCUCUUCAAGGUGAUCGAGGAGCGCAGAGAGAAAUCCGGGGCCCGGUUCUCUGUCAGAGUGUCGGCGGUGGAGAUCUCCGGUCGGGAGGAAACGCUCACUGAUCUCCUGACUGAGCUCUCUUCCUCGGGAGGGGCCCAGCAGGAGGCCCCGGGGCCAGCCGUGUCCUUGAGGGAAGAUCCUGUUUGUGGUUCCCAGCUUCAGAACCAGACGGAGCUCCGGGCCUCCAGCGCCGAGCGAGCGGCGUUCUUUUUGGACGCUGCUCUGGCAGAGAGGAGGAGCAGCCGGACCCCCGACGACCAAGACGCCCGAAGAAACUCACACUUCCUGUUUACGCUUCACCUCUACCAGGAGAGGGCGGACAAGAGCAACAAGGCAACAGGUUCGGAUAAACACCGGCUGAGAGUUCUUCUUUUUGCCCGACUGACUCCAAACGUUGCACAGAGUAAUGAACGGUCUCUGGGGUCCUGUGGGGUUUUCUGGGGCCCACGAAGCGUCUUUUCCCCUUUCCCUGGGUCUAACGAGGCUUUUCUUGAUCUAUUAUUCAGGGACAGCAAGCUCACCAUGCUGCUCAGCGAGUCUCUGGGUAACAUCAACUGUAGAACCACCAUGAUCGCCCACAUCUCCGACUUACCGGCAAACUACAUGGAGACGCUGACCACGGUGCAGCUGGCGUCCCGCAUCCACCGCAUGAGGAAGAAGAAAUCCAAAUAUGCCUCCAGUUCCUCUGGGGGUGACAGUUCGUGUGAGGAAGGCACAUCCCAUCGACCUCCACAUGUUCAACCUUUGUACCCCAGGAUUGUGGCUCUGGACCCUGAAACACCGCUGCUGCUUUCCAACGAUCCUGACUAUUCCUCCAGCAGUGAACAGUCAUGCGACACUGUUAUUUACGUCGGACCCGGUGGAAUAGCAAUAUCUGACCGGGAAUUAAGCGACAACGAGGGCCCGCCUUCUUUCGUCCCCAUCAUUCCCUCAUUGAACAAGAAGCGAACCAAAGAUUCACCCCGUUCAGAUGGAGAUCACUUUAAGUGCAACACGUUUGCAGAGCUGCAGGAGAGACUGGACUGCAUUGAUGGAAGUGAAGCACCAAACCCACUGAGCACAGAGAGCAGAGCAACACAAGCAGAGAAGAAUCAAACUGGACUCAGACCUGACAAGAACUCCUUCCUGAACUUAACUGGAACGGAUCACAGAGAGAGCGGACUUUCUUCACCUGGAACCCCAUUGGAAUCCUCCAAAAGGACAAGUGCUGAUGGGGAAAAACUCCUUGGUGCCCUCAUUCAGCCAUGUUUGUUGGCAUCCAGCGAGCCUUAUACUUCUGAUCCAGAGCCUGUGGUAAGAGAGAAAGUUAGAGGAGGGGUAAGCAAGUCCUUGUCACCCCAGUCCUUACCCCAGAGACCCAUGAGAGCAUCUGACUCUGGGGAAGCUCUCAGCAGGACUCCUCCUGUGGGUAUGAGCUAUCAAGCACCAGAACAAAGUCAACCUGUGGAAUUACCGGACAUGGGGAGGCCCCAUCACACCACCAGUUACCCCAUGGAGGUCAGCGGCAUUCGAGCAGCUUUGUUAGGUAGAUGCCUGGAUAGGGACUUUCUCAGGACCACAAUCACACUGCAGCAACCUGUGGAACUGAACGGAGAGGACGAGCUUGUGUUCACGGUCAUAGAGGAGCUUCCACUUGGCCUUGUCCCAGACAACGGCCGCCCUUCAAACCUCCUCAGCUUCAAUCCCGAGGCUUCCCUGCAGUCCUUAGCUACAGGUUCUCGUCCAGUCAGCAUCAUCAGUAGCAUCAAUGAUGAGUAUGAUGCUUACACAACUCAGCAUGACGUUACCAGACAAGAAUGCCAUUCAUCUGCUGGAUCACAACCCGUUCAAAGUCAAGACAGCAAUUCAGUCAGCAGGCUUCUCUUGAGAGAUGAGAGAACAGCAGAGGAUAGAGCAUCCGUUCUGUCGUCACCGAACAUAUUCCAUCGACAGCCAUUUCUGCAGCAUGGCCUGAAGAGCUCAUUGAAUGACAGCGGUAUCUGUUUCUCAGAGCUGGACAGUGACCCUACCACACCAAGCAAACCAUCAUUUACUAAGGCUUCUCCUUUCUCUGAUCCCAAAGUCACACCUAAAGGACCCUCUAAGGUAAGAGCUAAUAUCUUAAACACUUCAACGUCAGCGCAAAUAUCCCAACACAGCCACCACUCCAGUCUUCCCAGGAAAACCAAGCCUACCUCAUCUGCAGCUUUAGGCAGCAGCAGACGGGAAGACUUUUGGUUUCAGGGAAGUGACUUUAUAGAUCAGAGAGAGGUUGAAUUCAUCUCUGGAGGUAAGCAAACAAGAAGUGGCAUAGCUGCAAUCUCCCCAAAGAGGUCCGGAGGAAACAGCAACAGUGUCCCUCGCCCUCCAAAGGUACAAGGGUCUUCCACGGCUCAGAGAGUUGUUGAUGGCUGCGAGAAGUCUACAAGCAGAAGGGGAGAUACUCUUGUUAAGCUGCCAAAGCUUACUAGAGGUGCAACAACCUUGGGAACUGUUUCCACUCCUCACAGCUCUGAAGUACAAUGGGAUCGAGAAUCUGCCGGUGUGACAGGGACGUUAAGGUAUUCAUCACUGGGAAAAAAGGCAAAUGGACAGAAAAGCAGCAUGAUCUCCAAGUCUGGAUCUGGAAGCAUCUCUUCAGCUCCUCUAUUUGCCAGACAGUCAAGCCAAGAACAAAAAACAAGGUCUCCAAGUGCCUUAAAAACAAGCAACAAUGGAAAGUUUCCUUUCCCUAAAAGCUCAGCCUCAGAAGAGGAAUUCACUGUCAGACGCAGAGCUGAUUCAUUCAGUCACAAAAUGUCUGCUUUAAAAGUUGAUCAUGAUUCUGCCAGAACAUCCAGUCUGAAGAUAAGAGGGGCCAAAGCAGAUCCUCACAGUUACUCUGGCAGCUUGAGAUCUCUUGAGAGGUGUGACAGUCCAACGUCCACUCUUUUAAAGCCUGAGGUGUUCAGAGAUAGCAAUGGUGCUGGUAAUGGGAUCAGCUGCAAAUCCAACAGAUCUGUGCCAAAACUAGGCCUUCCACCUUUAAAUAUCCCCACCUGCCCCCAAGCUUCAUCUACUUUCACUUCAACUGCCAGCAAACUAGGGCAGUUACGUGGCAAUGUUAACUCCCGUGGUGCUGGUGGAUUGAAAGUCCGAACGUUGUCAACGAGCAGCUCGAAAAGUCUGAGUUCUUCUCCAAAUCCAUCUGUACACAAUGCCAACCUACCUCCUACUGGCAAGUCUCUUGCCCGAGCUGGAAAUGGAAUUAAGACAGGAAGAGGAACCAUCAUGGGCACAAAGCAGGUCAUCAGCAGGGCAGCUAACAGCCGGGUCAGCGAACUCGCUGCUGGUCAAAAGCAGCUCAGCAGGGGGGCUGGAGAAAGUGAAAGUUCGGACUGCGGGAUGAGUAGCGUCAACAAGCCUCUGCCCUCACCUUAUAGCAAGAUUACACCGCCCCGGAGACCGCAGCGUUACAGCAGUGGACACGGCAGUGACAACAGCAGCAUCCUCAGUGGAGAGCUUCCUCCUGCCAUGGGCCGCACCGCCUUGUUUUACCACAGCGGGGGCAGCAGUGGAUAUGAGAGCAUGAUCCGCGACAGCGAGACAACCGGCAGCACUUCGUCAGCGCAUGACUCCAUGAGUGAGAGUGGAGUGUCAUUGUCCAACCGAGGCAAAGUGUCCAAAUCUCCCAAAAAGAGAGGAAACGGUGAGUAUGAACUAAAAAUAUAACGACCCUUAAAUAAGCAGUCUUAAAUGUAUAGUGGAGGAUGUUAUUUUUCAGCGUGGAUCAUCAAAAUAAGUGGUCCUCCUAAUCGUCAAUCAUUCUGGUGAUAUGUUUACAUGAGGCCGUCCAUAGUCCGGCUGAUCCGUCCUGACGCCGGCUCAGUCCAACCCUUCCAGGAUGUGGAAAAGGUUAGUUUGAAGCGACAGCAGCAAAUUCGAGAGCUGAGGAGCAAACAUGAGCGGCUGAAGGUGGAGCUGGAGGAGGCCAAGAUCCGCCUGAUGCUUCAUCCCAGCAAGUGGAGCGGAGAGUUUGACUUAGACCAGGACCUGGACCGGGAGUCGCAGGAGUACCUGGAGGCUCUGGCACAGGCAACAGCGGAUCUGGAAUACUGCGUCAACCUCUGCAAGUCGCGUGUCAUGAUGGAGACCUGCUUCGACAUCAGCAUCACCACGACGACAGCAGCUAGCGCCGCCGCGGCGAUGCAGGAUGGCCACCGCAGGGUGUAGGUGCUGCAGCAUCGCCAUGGAGACGAGAUCUUCUAAAUGACGGAGCGGAUGGUGGUUCUUCUGACAUUCUGCUGAUCCUGGAUCAGCGCAGAAGCUUUGGAAGUGCCUUUUUAUUUAUUAUUCAUUUCAAUUUGAUUAUUUAAUUUACCGAUUCCCUAUUUAUCUUUUUUAUUUAUUUAUUGGGUUGUUAAUGGUGCUGGAAUAUUUUUAUGCAACAUAAUGUAGAAAAUAUCUGACUUUUUUAUAAAAUAAAACCAGAGUUUAGGUAGAAAAUAGAAAAAUGUCAGCUGAGCUCAGAUUUGCGUUUCUGCGAUGAUAAAGAAAGGACACUGUUGUCGUUGUUGGUUCUGUCAGGCGGAGGCUGUUCAGGAAUGACUCAGGCCGUUUCUCACUAUGUGUGCUUGUGCGUUCUCGUGUACUCGUGAUACGUCAUCAUCCUGUUCCAAUUCACAAGAACAAGAAGACCGAGAACGGACAAAAUCCCUGGAUGUUGUUCUUGCCCCUCCCUCUUUACCCAGCAUGCAU